UAAUCCAAUGUGAAGUGAAGGCAAGUGGAUUGUUGAAUUAAACGUAUUAAGAACUGAACAUUGUGCUAAGAAAACCAAUUAACUAUUAUCGCACAAAAUUAUUGAAAUAUGGAGGAAACACACAUUAACAAUUUUGCUUUAUCCUUCACCAAUAACGUUCUAAGCUAUUGCGGGCAAGACUGUAAAAAAAUUCCACCGGCCUUACAGAAAAUGUAUGGUGCCAAAGUGAAAUGUUUAGAUCUAAGUUACAACAGUAUCGAAACAUUAAAGGGUCUCGAACAGUUCGCGAGGCUGGAGGAGUUGAUUUUAGACAACAAUCAGUUGAGUGACGGAAUCAAGUUUCCAAAGUUGCCAUAUUUAAAAACUCUGUCCCUCAAUAAUAAUCAGAUAGCCAAUUUGGAAGAUCUCGUUGAUAAAAUAAGGGAGAACUUCCCCGUGUUGUCUUACCUCAGUCUUCUAAGUAACAAAGCGUGUCCCAACCAACUUUCCGACGUUGACAAAGACGACUCCGACUACCAAAGAUACAGGUACUAUGUAAUAUACAAGAUACCGCACCUACGUUUUUUGGACUCACGUCGCGUCACCACCACUGAGCGCAGGGAGGCGGCAGUGCGCGGUGAGUUCAUGAAGGUUCGGAGACCACCAGACGUACCGGACGCUGGACCCUCGAUUGCUUCACCGGUCGUAGCCGCCGGAGGUCAACGACCCCUGCCUAUUGAUCUCUCCGCGGUGGGCAAACACAAAGGUGCCUACGGUAAAUGUCUAUACAAGUACACGGGCAAACAUUCAGAAGGAAACAGAUUUAUUCUCAACAGUGAUUUGUAAUCGAAAUAGUUUUAUAAAGAAAUAAUAUAAUAAUAUCCUUUACUUUUUAAUUAUUUUUUUUUAUUUGAUACCUAUCACUCGUAUAAGUCGAAAAUUGGGUGACCCAUUCGUAAUUUCUAACCAAAAAAAAAUGGUGUGUAUUGUUAAUCCGAUAGGCAACAAGUUGCUGAAGUGACAACAUUCACCUACAACAUUGUAAACCAUGGGCUCGUUUGCCUUCAAUGGUAUUUAACAGAAAAAAAAAACGUAAAAAAUUAACCUAAAAAAAUAUUAAAUUGUUUCAAAACAGAAUCUCAUGUAUGGUUACAAAUAAUUAGUGCACUGUCAUUUUGGGUUAAGCGUCGUUUCUUUUUCUUUAUAUUAUGUUACUUAAACGGUUUUAGCUAAAAUAAAAUUACUUAUCGGUUGUCUAUUGUACUUACCUAUGUUUUGUACCCAAUAAUAAAUUACAAAUGGGUUAUGCAUUAUUCUUUUUGCACAGGAUUUAUCAAAUUUAUUCUAAUUGAUAAAUGAAAUAUACGUAUUAUAUAAUACGCAUUUAAUGUCGUGUGAUGAAUAUUAUUAAUUAUUGUUCGUAAGAUUAAGCAUGUUCAAUGGAAAAUUGAAACAUUCCAUAUUUUUUUUUAAUAAUUUACAUUUUUAUUUUAUUGUGUUAUACCAUUUCUUUUAGAAUUAUGUGACUGAAACAAAUGAAGGAUUCCAUAUUUAUUUUGGCAUUCCGAAAUUAAUUGUCUUCAAGCAUUUUGAUACGUUGUUCUUAAACUUUGUACUUAAGUUAUGAAAAAAAUAUAAAUGCGAAAAUUUUUAGGCAGUCUAUAAUUAUUUUAACUGUCACUUUGAGUAUUAACUUAAUUAUUCUGACUAGUCUUAAGAAUCCGUAAGUCUGGAUUUCAUCCAUAGAAUGAGGAUGAUAUAUUCCCGAAUAUAAGAAAAGGUUAAGUAUCGAACUGUAUGUAUCCUGCCAUAGAAGCUUUAAUUAUAAGUAUAUUUUUGUGAAAAUACUCAAUUUUUUAGUAAAAGCUAGAUUUUUUUAUUUUGUGUCUAAAUAACAAAUUCAUGCAAUACGUUUGGUAAGAAAUUAAAUAAAACUUAAUUGUAUAAAAAUAAAUGCACCUGUUAUAAAAUUUUGGAUGCAUUUCAAAAAUAAUUGACAGACAUCAAACUCAAAUUUAAUUCAAAUUAAAAACUUUUGGUUGAUAGCAUGACCAGAGAGUUGACGAGCAUGUCCCUUAUUAAAGAAAUCAGCAAGUAUGUAAUGCAUGUGCUAUCGCCUGACAUUGCUGAUGUCCAUGAGCGAUAAUGUCUACUCGCCAUCAGGCGGGUCGUGUGCUUGUCUAAAAAAUAAAAAGUAGUUUAUUUUUUAACUGGAUAUACGCGCUUUGAAAAAUGUUAACACUCUCCAUUAGCAAGGCUGUCAUUAUUUCAUUGAGAUUGAGUUAUUUUUGUUUACGCUUGCUUGUAAUGUCAAUAAAAAUGCUUUGUCGCUAUUCAAGCGAGGAAAAAAUAGAAUAUUUUUUUCCAGUUUCGGUGGCAUUCCCCUUUUAAGACAAAAUAUACAAUUAAAAUUUGUUUUUUCUUGCGCUUUUGUUCCUCCAAGAUGUAUUAGUUGUAUGUGUGAAAAUGAAAUAUAUCUGCUCGUAUAAUAUAUUAUAAAGGUAAUCUUAUUUUGAGAUUAUAUUAAAUAUCUUGUUAUUAAUUCAAUUCUUGUGCUAUUCAUUCUAAAAAAUAUAU
Messenger RNA from Bombyx mandarina (wild silkworm), 2556 nucleotides. Its product is annotated as leucine-rich melanocyte differentiation-associated protein. The record is from RefSeq and is a predicted model, not a curated record. Gene Ontology annotation, molecular function: protein binding. Gene Ontology annotation, biological process: melanocyte differentiation. Lineage: Eukaryota; Metazoa; Arthropoda; Insecta; Lepidoptera; Bombycidae.